AUGGCAGACCUUCAACGGCAUGGUAUCGUUUUCCCAAAACACGAAAGUCCUUGCUCGUCAAGUACAACUCUAUACCGAUGUAUCCCAUCUAACGAAGAGGAAGAGCGUGAGCAACUGAAUAUGAUGUUAAAGCAAAGUAUGUUGGACCAACAGCAGUUAUCUUGUUAUUCCGCAACAGCUCCACCGUUUUCAACACGGCAGCCAGAUCCAAAACCUGUUAAUGCCCCUGUUAUUGAUGCCAGGAUCACCGUGUCUAGCAAAGAGGAGAUUUUCGUCCAGGAUUCAGAUGAAUCAACAAUUUCUGAUCCGCAACCAGAAAAUAACGACGUAGAACGCGAGACUGCUGCCGAAGUGCUUGUGUCCCUGAUGGGACUGAAAAAAACCCUGAAAUGA
Paramuricea clavata is the source of this 393-nucleotide messenger RNA. The record is from the annotation of a GenBank genome assembly. NCBI's taxonomy places the organism in Eukaryota, Metazoa, Cnidaria, Anthozoa, Malacalcyonacea, Plexauridae.